Xiphophorus couchianus (Monterrey platyfish) is the source of this 1418-nucleotide messenger RNA. It is a transcript of the gene tmtops3a, whose product is annotated as teleost multiple tissue opsin 3a. Lineage: Eukaryota; Metazoa; Chordata; Actinopteri; Cyprinodontiformes; Poeciliidae. Gene Ontology annotation, cellular component: membrane. The transcript is spliced from 4 exons. Gene Ontology annotation, biological process: G protein-coupled receptor signaling pathway. The record is from RefSeq and is a predicted model, not a curated record. Gene Ontology annotation, molecular function: G protein-coupled receptor activity. Bases 53 to 1210 code for a protein of 385 amino acids.
GAGCCGAAGUGCAAGACUUUCCUUCUGUCUGUUGACCUCCUCUCCACCUGCUAUGGUCCUCUACUUGCACGGCUCUAAUUUAAGCACCACAAACAGCUCAAGCCUAAGCAGCGACGCGACCCUGCGCGACUCCACGACGCCCCACAGCCGCGAUGGGCUGAGCCGGAGCGGCCACACGGCCGUGGCGGUGUGCCUCGGCUUCAUUCUGGUGGCCGGGAUCCUCAACAACUCUCUGACGCUGCUGGUCUUCGCAAGGUUCCGCUGCCUGUGGACACCGAUCAACCUCAUCCUGCUCAACAUCAGCCUGAGCGACGUUCUGGUGUGCGUCUUCGGGACGCCGUUCAGCUUCGCCGCGAGUCUGCGCGGUAGGUGGCUCAUUGGAGAGUUCGGCUGUAAGUGGUACGGGUUCGCCAAUUCCCUUUUUGGCAUUGUGUCCCUGGUGUCCCUGUCAGUCCUUUCCUAUGAGCGCUACAACACUGUGCUGCGUUCCUCUAAGGUGGACGUCUCAGACUUCAGGAAGGCCUGGCUCUUCAUCGGAGGCACCUGGUUCUACUCGCUCCUCUGGACGCUGCCGCCCUUCCUGGGUUGGAGCAGCUAUGGUCCCGAAGGUCCCGGAACCACUUGCUCUGUCCAGUGGCACCUGCGCUCACCCACCAGCGUAUCCUACGUGCUGUGUCUCUUCAUCUUCUGUUUGCUGCUGCCACUGAUGCUCAUGGUUUACUCUUAUGGACGAAUCCUGUUUGCUAUAAGGAGGGUGGGUAAGGUCAACCUGCUGGCCGCGCAGCGCAGAGAGCAACACAUUCUGCUCAUGGUGCUGUCCAUGGUGUCCUGCUACAUGGUGUGCUGGAUGCCCUAUGGAGUCACGGCGCUGAUGGCCACCUUCGGCCGGUCGGGGCUGGUCACUCCCCUGGCCAGCGUGGUGCCGUCCAUCUUGGCCAAGUUCAGCACGGUGGUCAACCCCAUUAUCUACGUGUUCUUUAACAACCAGUUUUACAGGUGCUUCGUAGCCUUCAUAAAGUGCAGCGGGGAACCACACUCUGUUCAUGGAGAGGAACAUCCAGCUCCAAGAAAUCAUCAGUCGGAUGCCUUUCAUGGUCGGAAACCAGCCUCCUCCAGCCCUUCGCAGCCUCAGUUCCUCUGCAGCAGAACCGCCGCUCCAUGCAGCUGCCGCAGCGACAGAAACAUCCUGUUUGUCCAUUACACACCAUGAAAGCUUCACAAUCACAUCCGUCAGUGGUCGCUUCCUUUUGGGUUUUCAUUUUGGUUGUUUUUAGACAUUUAUAAAUAUUAUAUGUAUUUUCUGGUCAUUAUUACAUUGAAGAUUCUCUUGAACAGUGGUUCCCAAAGAUUUUCUGGGCCCCCCUAUGGAUUCCAAUAAAAUCCCCCCCAACAAAGAAAAAAAAUUCAACUGGGCACAC